This is a messenger RNA of Clunio marinus, 606 nucleotides long. The record is from the annotation of a GenBank genome assembly. NCBI's taxonomy places the organism in Eukaryota, Metazoa, Arthropoda, Insecta, Diptera, Chironomidae.
AUGUCCUUUGCCGAAAAAAGACUUUACGAUAGAAAUGGUAAUGAGAGCUCGACGGAAAGCAACGAUGAAGAAAAUUUUGUGGAUUUUUCCUGCAGCAUUGAAAGUAGAAUGAAAAUGAGAAUUCAUUUCCUAUCACCAUUUGUCAGACUGAGACAUGAUGGAAUGUGUCAAUUUGAUUUUGUAAAAUGCUUUGAUAGAGAAAAAAGGCAUAAUAUUGACAUAAAUCCUCAUUUAAAUUCUCUGAGCAGUCCAUCAAAUCAGUCGGAAAAGGGCGGUCGAAUUUUCUUUUUCACUUUACUCUUAGCUUUAUUAAGUUGCUUGGCUUUCUGCCUAGCUUUCAAUUUUUUUCCAUUCGCUUUUCGUGAACUUUUAAAAAAUAUUUUUCUUUCAAAUGUUCAUGAACAAAAUGCCGAGUCGAAGUAUGUACAUAAAUUUCCUACAAAUUAUCUGGAAAUAGGUAUUGGUUUAGCUCUUUUUUAUUUUAUUUCACUUCCUAAGGGGCGUUCCUAUUAUGAGAUAUGUCAAAUAUUAGAAAUGGAAAGAAUGAGUUUACCACAAUCGAAUACGAAUCGAUAUUUUGAAGCACUAAGUAAUCAAUCAAAUUGA